Molecule: messenger RNA, 3059 nt
Organism: Neolamprologus brichardi
Lineage: Eukaryota; Metazoa; Chordata; Actinopteri; Cichliformes; Cichlidae
Source: RefSeq, a predicted model, not a curated record
CUUCACAACAAAAAAUUUGCCGGGAACUUGACUGUGCCAAAGCUACUGUCGAAGCUGAGAAAGAAGUUAUCGGGGGAAAUAUAUUUUUCCUGAUUAUUUAGCCGCCGUGUCUCGGGUUUUAUCGGACCAGACAAAAUGGACGAAUACGAUGAACUGUUCGAGGUACACGACGACUUCGAGGAGCAGUUUGCCGACGAGCUGGAGGUGCUGGCUGAGAUGGAGGAGGAAACUUGCCAGCCGGGGAAACGCCCCAUUCAGGGUCCAGGAGACGACAUCUCGGAUAUAGAGCACCUGCUGGACAAUCAGCCCAUCACUCCAAAGGCAAAGCGACAAAAGCAGGACGUCGGCGUGGUCAAGCGAUUGUUCAACGCAUCACAAGUUCAAGAGAGCAAAGUCCCAUCAUUGAGUGAUGACAUCACACCGCCAUCCUCUCCAGAGCACUAUGAGCCCUCUCACGCCAUCAGAGACACCUUCAAUCGCCACCAACAGGUUGUGGAGGAAUCGCAGCGUCUUACAGAGCUGUUAGCCAGCAGUGUAAACGAUGCGUUAGUUGAGUCUGAAAACCGAGAAGAUGAUGAGAACGAGGAUCCAGAGGACACAGAGGGCCGAGCAUCUCGGCUGUGGGUGGACAGAUUUUCACCGCGUCACUACACAGAGCUGCUCAGCGACGAUUUCACCAACCGCUGUCUGCUCAAGUGGCUGAAGCUGUGGGACACCGUAGUGUUUGGAAGAGAGAGGAAGUCCCGCCCUGCUCGAUCCGACAGACAGGCUGCCAAUCAGAACGCAUUUAAACCCAAUCAAGGAAAUCAGAAUCAAAAUCGCUUCAAGAGCAAGAUUGAGGUGACCGAGGAGCUGCUGGAGGCAGAGCUGGACCAGUACAAACGACCCAAAUUUAAGGUGGCGUUGCUAUCCGGUCCUCCAGGUUUGGGGAAGACCACCCUGGCUCAUGUCAUUGCAAAGCAUGCUGGGUACAACGUGGUUGAAAUCAAUGCCAGUGACGAUCGCAGCGCCGAGGUGUUCCAGAAACGCAUCGACACAGCGACACAGAUGAAGUCCGUUUUGGGAGCCAAUGAGAGGCCGAACUGCCUCAUUAUCGAUGAGAUUGACGGAGCACCUGCGGCCGCCAUCAACAUACUGCUGGCAGUUCUGAACAGGAAAGACGGACACGGGGGUGAGGCUGGCGCGGAGAUGGCGAAGAAGAAGAAGAAGAGGGAGUCCAUCCUACUGCGACCAAUCAUCUGCAUCUGUAACGACCUUUAUGUCCCAGCUCUCCGGCCUCUCAGGCAGCAGGCUUUCCUCCUGGCUUUCCCACAGACUCAGCCUUCCCGCCUGACACAGAGACUGGCAGAGAUCUCACUCCGCCAGGGGCUGAAGGCAGACACGGGCACCCUGAUGUCACUGUGCGAGAAGACCGACAACGACAUCCGGUCCUGCAUCAACACGCUGCAGUUCCUUCAUAGUCGUGGCGUCAAGCAGCUGGACAGCAAGACGAUUCAGAGCAUCUCUGUGGGGCAGAAGGACCAGAACAAAGGCUUGUUCCAUCUGUGGCAGGAAAUCUUCCAGUUACCACGUACAAAACGGUACGGCGAGUUCCCCGAGACAGCUCAGCAGUCUGUCACAGGGCUAACACAGAGAGAGAGAGACGACAAUUCACACCUAUGGUUCAUGGUUCACUGUGUAAUGUUGCGUUACAUCUCUUUUCCUCAGGGUCUGUAUGAUAAUUAUCUGUCCAUGCGUGUGAGGGACCCAAACCUCCAGAGCGCGUGCGAGGCGCUGGAUUGGCUGGCCUUCUCAGACAAGCUGAGCCACGUGAUUCUGCACGGGCAGAACUUCUCUCUGAUGAAAUACCUGCCCUUCCUUUCCAUCACAUUUCACUUCCUGUUUGCCCACACGAACGUGCCCCGCAUCAGCUAUCCCCACAGCCAGCACGAGGCCUCCUCCCGGCUCCUCAGCUGCAAGAACGCUCUGUCCACCAUGUUGGCCGACACCCCAGCAAGCAUCAGAGCGAGGAUCAGUCAGCUCAGCCUGACCCUCGAUAUCCUCACCUUGCUUCUCGACAUCAUCUGUCCCAAACUACGGCCCGUGAAUCCACAGCUGUUCAGCAGCAGAGAGAAGGAGCAGAUGCGUGAGCUGAUCGACACCAUGCUGGCAUACAAUCUCUCUUACAGGCAGGACCGCACUCCAGAGGGACAGUACACCUACGUGCUGGAGCCGUCACUGCUCUUGUCCACACUGUGGUUCUCUGCAUGGAGGCUUAAGAGAUUAAUCCCCUUAACACCUGGAUGCCGGCGCCUGCCGCAGUUAGAAUGGGAUAACCAGCUUGUUACCUCAGCCAUGCCGGCCCGUGUGGAGGAGCAGCGGGACGCCCAGGACGGCUCCUUUCUACAGGCUCGCUGUGACGAAGUGCUGGUCACCAACGACUGGGGCCUGCCUCUAGGUCCUAAAGCAAGCAGGAACCACCAGCAGAGGCUGGAGAACAUCGUCAAGCAGACCACAGUGGAGAGCAGGCCUGAGGUGGAUUUCUUUGGUCGAGCUGUUGCCCCUAAACCCCAGAGACCACAGCCGUCCUCAGACACAGGUGAGAAGAGAGCAGAUCUAUCUAUGGGGACAGCAGUGGGCAACAGUGACGUGUGGUUCCGGUUUAAUGAGGGCAUGUCCAACGCUGUCAGACGAAAUGUUUACAUCAGAGAUCUGCUGUAGCGCGCACACACACACACACACACACACACACACACACACACUACUGUCUCAUUCUCAGCUGUACUUGUUGUUGUUGUAUCAUAUGAAAGAAUCUUAAUCAAUGCAUGUUAAAUUCAAAACAGUCUUUAUUUGGAUUGACAGUGUAAAGAGCCAAUAAAAAGGUGCUGUUCAUCAAAACAAACCUCUAGAAAGCUACUCGGUGCUGCACACUCACACAUACGCUCGUCUCCACAGAAAGCAUUCAGAGAAAAGCGGUGAUAGCACUGAUCGUGUGUGUGAGCGAGCAUGUGAGUUAGUGCAGUGCGUCAUCCUUCAGUUUGUAUGCAUCUGUGAUUGUGUGUGUGUGUGCGUGUGCGUAU